Sapajus apella (tufted capuchin) is the source of this 2703-nucleotide messenger RNA. RefSeq names its product suppressor of cancer cell invasion (gene SCAI). Gene Ontology annotation, cellular component: nucleus. Gene Ontology annotation, biological process: DNA-templated transcription. Gene Ontology annotation, molecular function: transcription corepressor activity. The transcript is spliced from 19 exons. Lineage: Eukaryota; Metazoa; Chordata; Mammalia; Primates; Cebidae. The record is from RefSeq and is a predicted model, not a curated record. Bases 104 to 1993 code for a protein of 629 amino acids.
GGACCUCCUCCCGCCUCUCCGCCUACUCCAGCCUCCGCCGCCUCAGCUUCCCGAGCGAGCCCUGCGGCCGCCGGAGCAGCUCCCGCGGCGGAGCAGGAGCCGGAUGGUCAGAGGAGCCCGGCAGCCCCAGCAGCCGCGGAGUCGCCUGGCCCCCAGACUGACUGGCACAGUGGAGAAACCGCCUCGAAAACGGAGAAGCAGUAUCAGAGGUUCUGGUGAUAGCAGAUAUUCACAGUCUCAAGGGGAAAGAUAUCAACAUUUCACUGAAAAGACUGAAUUUGCUCUUAAAGAAAUCAUGUCCUCUGGAGGUGCUGAAGAUGAUAUCCCACAGGGUGAAAGGAAAACAGUUACAGAUUUUUGUUACCUUCUGGAUAAAUCUAAGCAGCUGUUCAAUGGGUUAAGAGAUUUGCCACAAUAUGGACAGAAGCAGUGGCAGUCCUAUUUUGGAAGAACUUUUGAUGUUUACACCAAACUCUGGAAGUUCCAGCAGCAACAUCGACAAGUCUUGGAUAAUCGGUAUGGCUUGAAGCGCUGGCAAAUAGGAGAAAUUGCUUCCAAGAUUGGGCAGCUAUACUACCAUUAUUACUUACGCACAUCAGAAACCAGCUAUCUGAAUGAGGCUUUUUCCUUCUAUUCUGCAAUCAGACAGAGAUCAUAUUAUUCUCAAGUCAAUAAAGAGGACAGACCUGAAUUGGUAGUUAAGAAGUUACGAUAUUAUGCAAGAUUUAUAGUAGUUUGUCUUCUUCUCAACAAAAUGGAUGUUGUAAAGGAUCUGGUAAAGGAAUUGUCAGAUGAAAUUGAAGAUUAUACUCACCGAUUUAAUACUGAAGAUCAAGUAGAAUGGAACUUGGUGCUUCAGGAAGUAGCAGCUUUCAUUGAGGCGGACCCUGUAAUGGUACUAAAUGAUGAUAAUACCAUUGUUAUCACAUCAAAUCGCCUUGCUGAAACAGGAGCCCCAUUGCUGGAACAGGGCAUGAUUGUGGGACAGUUGUCUCUGGCUGAUGCACUCAUUAUUGGUAAUUGUAAUAAUCAGGUUAAGUUCAGUGAACUAACUGUUGAUAUGUUCCGGAUGUUACAAGCUCUGGAAAGGGAGCCAAUGAAUUUAGCUUCCCAGAUGAAUAAACCAGGAAUGCAGGAAUCAGCUGACAAGCCUACUAGACGAGAAAACCCCCACAAGUAUCUGCUCUACAAACCAACCUUCAGCCAACUAUAUACCUUCUUAGCAGCAUCUUUUAAGGAGCUGCCUGCCAAUAGUGUGCUUCUGAUUUACCUGUCGGCCACUGGCGUUUUCCCCACAGGUCGUUCUGAUAGUGAAGGUCCUUAUGAUUUUGGAGGUGUACUUACUAAUAGUAACCGGGAUAUUAUUAAUGGAGAUGCCAUCCACAAACGAAAUCAGUCCCACAAGGAAAUGCACUGCCUUCAUCCUGGAGAUCUCUAUCCUUUCACCAGGAAGCCCCUGUUCAUCAUUGUGGAUUCAUCUAAUAGUGUUGCAUACAAGAAUUUCACAAACUUGUUUGGACAGCCACUAGUCUGCUUGCUUUCUCCUACAGCGUAUCCAAAAGCUUUACAAGAUCAAUCUCAGCGAGGUAGCCUCUUCACUCUCUUUUUGAACAAUCCUCUAAUGGCCUUCCUAUUUGUCUCUGGAUUGUCAAGCAUGCGCAGAGGUCUAUGGGAAAAGUGUCAAGAAUAUCUUCGAAAAAUCAACCGUGAUAUUGCCCAGCUUCUGACCCAUUCACGUUCAAUAGAUCAGGCAUUUCUCCAGUUUUUUGGAGAUGAAUUUCUUCGCUUGCUCCUCACAAGAUUUAUCUUUUGUUCAGCCACCAUGAGGAUGCAUAAAAUUUUUCGGGAAACACGAAAUUAUCCAGAAUCAUAUCCACAACUGCCAAGGGAUGAAACAGUGGAGAAUCCUCAUCUCCAGAAGCACAUUUUGGAAUUAGCAUCCAUUCUGGAUGUUCGAAACGUGUUCUUUGAGAAUACCAUUGAUGACUAUUAAAACAAAAACCCUCUUGUCAAAACAAAUUUUCAUUUUCCACAAAUUUUAAAUGGUGCAGUUUUCUAAUGUGAUAACAGACAUAUAGUGGUGUUACUUACUUUUUAUUUUUUUUAAUUUAGGGCCACCAUUUUAAAAAAAAAAACUAAGAAAAAAAAACGUUCACACUUUUAGCUAACUGUUUUAAAAUGCAACCUUUCAGGUCUUUUAAAAUCUCAAUCUUGGAAUUUUUAUUUUUUGAUUUUGAGGGAUGCAUAUUUACCUCCUACAUCUAAUCCUACACUCAAAUAGUCACUAUUCUCACCCUGAGAAGAGUAAACCAUUUAUUUUUGUAUAAUGAGGUAAAUCCAACUCUUAUACUUGGAUAAGUUAAAUGUCUGGAUUUGGAAAUAUGUAAUGGUUCAUAAUAAUGAAGCUAGCCACGAUGGACUACUGAAAAUCAAGAACAGAGUCCCUGCAUCAUAUAUUUUUUCUCUUUCCAACUUAGCUGGUAGAAAAAUGUUUGAUUCUUUGAAACAUGAUCAAGCCAGUUUUUGAAAUCAUUUAAUUUCUUUCAAUACUGUCAUAAUUUCAGAAAUUGGAUUGAUUUGCAUUUGAAAGCUAGAUCUUAAUUGAGGACUUGAGAUGGUAAAUAUUACUUGGAAUGUAUGAGUAUUGUGUUAGGAGAUUUACUUCCAUAUUUUUUUUUUUUGUAGUCUUUGAAUGCUGGAAAU